Suillus bovinus is the source of this 426-nucleotide messenger RNA. RefSeq lists its product as uncharacterized. Lineage: Eukaryota; Fungi; Basidiomycota; Agaricomycetes; Boletales; Suillaceae. The transcript is spliced from 4 exons. The record is from RefSeq and is a predicted model, not a curated record. The coding region runs from base 1 to 426 and encodes 141 amino acids.
AUGGAAGCUCUCGAAAAAAACUUCGCUCAGCGCGCAAGCUGCAGAACGCUCCAAUCACAAAACAUGCUCAGCACAGCAUGCAUAAGGUUUGACGCUGCACAGGCAGUGAGAUGGCCCGGGUAUUGGGCGAGACCGAGCGCCAAUGGCACGUUCACGUCCGCCGGUCGAUACAACCGUGCGAAUGUGUCAUAUGAUAUCGCAGUCAUCGACUGGCCGCUCCACACGGUGAGAUAUGGUUGCAUCGCCAAGCCUUCAAAUUUUAUGGGGUUCAAAACUACCCGGGGUGUGAAAGCCACCCGAGAAGCUGGCGUCAAAACGUUCAACUAUCACUUGGCGAAGGCAUCCGACGUCACUGUGGUAGCGCCAAGCAUCACAGGCGUUACUAAGCUUGAUUUGGACGUCAAAUGUGGCCAAGUGUUGCACUGA